Molecule: messenger RNA, 999 nt
Organism: Aspergillus steynii IBT 23096
Lineage: Eukaryota; Fungi; Ascomycota; Eurotiomycetes; Eurotiales; Aspergillaceae
Product: aldo/keto reductase family protein
Exons: 2
Coding region: 1-999 (332 amino acids)
Molecular function (GO): oxidoreductase activity
Source: RefSeq, a predicted model, not a curated record
AUGACGAACAACAAUAACCUCAAAGUCGUCUUCGGAGCCAUGACAUUUGGCAAGCCAGACACACUUGGUGCCCGCGUCCACAACACCCAAGACGCCGCUAAGAUCCUCGACAUCUUCCAAAGCCACGGACACAACGAAGUCGACACAGCCCGCAUCUACGGCGCCGGCUCAUCCGAAGAAAUCCUCGCCGCAGCAGAAUGGCAAAAACGCAAACUGGUGAUGGCCACAAAGCUUUACCCCAGCAACGCCGCCGUCGCAGAGAGCUACACGCACCAACCGGCCGAUCUCCGCCGCGGUCUCCUCAAGAGCCUCUCAGCCCUAAGCGCCGACAAAAUCGAUCUCUUCUACCUUCACGGCCCCGACCGCAACACGCCCUUCGUCGAUACCCUCCGCGAAGUCAACCGCCUCUACCAAGAAGGGUACUUCACGCGCUUCGGCCUGAGCAAUUUCAUGGCGUGGGAAGUCGCGCAGAUCUGCGAGCUCUGCGUCGCAAACGGCUGGAUCAAGCCGACGGUCUACCAGGGUGUUUACCACGUGCUGCAGCGCAGCAUCGAGCCCGAGCUGACCUCGUGUCUUCGCAAGUACGGCAUCUCACUGUAUGCGUUCCAGCCGCUGGCCGGCGGGUUCCUAACGGGCCGGUAUGCGCGGGAUCAAACGGAGUUCGAGGCGGGAUCGCGGUUCGACCCGAAGAUUCUGCAGGGGGCGGUGCAUCAGAGAAGGUAUUGGAAUGAGGCGUACUUUGAUGGCCUGGAGGUCAUUUCGGCGGCGGCGCGGAAGUAUGGAUUGACUGUUGGGGAGGUGGCGUUGAGGUGGUUGAAGCAUCAUUCGUUGCUGAGAGGGGAACUCGGCGAUGCUAUUAUUGUGGGAGCGAGUAGUGUGCUGCAUUUGGAGAGUAACUUAAAUGAUUUGGAGAAGGGGUCUUUGCCGGAUGAAGUUGCCCAGGCCGUGGGAGAUGCUUGGGCUUGCGUUAAAGGUGUUGUGCCCCCUUAUUGGCAUUAA